Tachyglossus aculeatus (Australian echidna) is the source of this 982-nucleotide messenger RNA. RefSeq names its product C2 calcium-dependent domain-containing protein 4A-like. Bases 56 to 718 code for a protein of 220 amino acids. The transcript is spliced from 2 exons. The record is from RefSeq and is a predicted model, not a curated record. Lineage: Eukaryota; Metazoa; Chordata; Mammalia; Monotremata; Tachyglossidae.
GGAGAGCAGCAGGGGCAUCGAUGCGUUUCUAAAUAGGAUCCCACCAGCCGCUCCGAUGUGGUGCCUGGAGCGGCUGGUGCGGGCCGGGGAAGGACUGGCUCGGGGCCGGGCUCGGCGGGCCGCAGCCUCCUCGUCGUCGUCGUCGUCCUCGUCCUCGUCAUCGUCGGCCAACGUGCUGACCCCAGACCGCAUCCCCGAGUUCUGCAUCCCACCCCGGCUGCGGGGGUCUGGGGGUGGGCGGCGGGUGGAGGUGGGGUCGGGUCCGGGGUGCCCAGAGUGCCCAUCCCGGUGCCCGGGCUCGUCCCGCACGGACUGGGACCCGCGUUCUCAGGCGGCACUGUCGCUGCGGCACCUGGCCCGCGGCCCCACCUCCUACGGCUUCUGCGCGCUGCUCGAGAGCCCCCACACCCGCCGCAAGGAAUCGCUGUUCCUGGGGACGCCAACCUCCAGCUCCAGCCAGGACGACGACGACGACGCCACCCCCGUGUCGACAACGCCAAGGGCACCGCCGCCGCCGCCGCCGUCCUCGUGGUGGGCCCGGCCUUGGGGCCUGAGGGCCUGCCUCGGCCCGGCCCGGCCCCCGCCCUCAGCGACGCCCUGCCGUUCUCGGGGGGGCCGCCGCAGGGAGCUCGGCCUCGCACCCCUAAGACCCCUCCGACUCACCCGCUACUGCACACACCGACCCACCCACCCAAUUGCCCGACUGACGACCGACUGAUGACCCCUCGCCUGAAUGAUGACGACCGCCUGCCUGACUGACUGACGACCGACUUGCCUGACUGAUGGCCACCUGCUCGGUAACAACCACCUGCUUGACUGACUGACAACCACCUGCCUGACCUGCCUGACCGACGACCGACGUGCCUGACUGACAACCACCUGCCCGACUCAACAACUGCCUGCCUGACAGACUGCUGGCCAACUGACUGAUAACCGCCUCCCUGACGACCAACUUGCCUGACUGACGGCCGCCUGCCUGACU